Molecule: messenger RNA, 183 nt
Organism: Penicillium alfredii
Lineage: Eukaryota; Fungi; Ascomycota; Eurotiomycetes; Eurotiales; Aspergillaceae
Product: phosphotransferase enzyme family protein
Exons: 1
Coding region: 1-183 (60 amino acids)
Source: RefSeq, a predicted model, not a curated record
AUGGAGGCGUUUCUCGACCAGGUCGGGGCAUAUCGAAGAUGGGAUGGCUGGGUCGCACACAAGGACUACGAUCAUUUCAAAGAACGAUUGGAACGAUGUCGGGAACAAUUUGUGAAUGAGCACUCCGCGACAGACGAAGAGAAACGCCAGUGGAGGGCCGUCUGGCCGUUCAUGGAGACAUAG